Messenger RNA from Stylonychia lemnae, 1278 nucleotides. The record is from the annotation of a GenBank genome assembly. Lineage: Eukaryota; Ciliophora; Spirotrichea; Sporadotrichida; Oxytrichidae.
AUGUAAGAACAAAAAAUACAGGAUCAAAUACUUGGAUUCCGAUCUCAGCUAGACUUAGAGACCCAGAAGGCUCUGAUUCAAAAACUCAUUUAAGAUCAGGCUGACAGAACUACAGCCAAAUGGGCUCAAGUAAUUCUUGAAUCACUGUCAAAAGACUUAGAGUCUGAAAGGGAGAGAUUGCAGAAGAUAACCUCUGAGAAUACUGCUGGAAAGCCCUUAGAGGAUUAGCAACAAUAUGGUGAGUAAAAGCCCUAUCUAGAGGAAAGGAAAACUGACAGGGGUACUCUAAGAGCAAAGCUGGUGGUUGCGAUUGAUGAAAAAGAACUAAACAAGGUUGAGCUGGCUUACUUUAAGAGACCAAAGGAUUUUGUUAUCCUAAGUGAUAAGGAUGCAAGUAGACUCAUGAAAGGGCAAGAUGUGCAUCAUCUUCAUAAUGAGAAAGACAUUCUACGCGACUAUAAUGUCUAACUGAAUGGCAACAUUCCAGCCUAUAAUUACGAUGGUGAUUCUGGUUAAGAUAAUGACAAAAAAAACUUUGUGUCCAACAAUCAAGUCUAGGAGUUUGAUCCAGAGAUUGGCUCAAACAAGUCUGAAAGUGGAGGAGAAAAGUACAAUGGCGUCGGAGGGUCAUUGUCAAGAAAGAGCAACGGAGGUCAAAACCCUCAAAAUGGUUUUAGCUGCAUUAAAAGGUCCGGUAGCGGAGGAAAUGCAAAAAACUCUACUUCAAAGGGUAAAUCAGUAAAGAAGUUGGUAGGUACCAAACGUACUCAUCCUAUGUCCGAAGGGGGAUCCCAAGAAGAUGAUCGAUCUAAUAAAGAGGGAGACACCGACUCGAUCAUUGAUGAGCCUAACCCAGGUCCAAAACACUAUAAUGAGAUGAAUAAAAAGCUUUACUGCAUUUGCUAGUAAGAAUAUAAAAAUGGAAAUCUAAUGUUCUAAUGUGAAGGGCCAUGCGAGGGCUGGUAUCAUCCUCAUUGCAUGAAUUUACCUCCUGAGAGAGUUGAGGAGUUGAAAAAUUCGAAAGAACCCUGGAUAUGCGACUUCUGCUAGAACUAUGUACUCAUCAAUUAAUAUUAAAAGCAUAUUAAUUUUAACAAAUAGGAGAACAACAUGAACGAAUCUACCACAAACGGUUAAGUUCUUGAGGGAGGCAAGCAGCCAGAAUUGGGUGAUUCUGCUGGUAAAAGACUCAAGAAGAAGAUCAUCAACCAAAACAAUGGGGGAAACAGCAAUAGUAAUAAAAGCUUGGGCCCAAUAUCCAAUUAAACCUCUUAAUGA